This is a messenger RNA of Zingiber officinale, 1113 nucleotides long. Its product is annotated as zinc finger MYM-type protein 1-like. The coding region runs from base 1 to 1113 and encodes 370 amino acids. The transcript has a single exon. The record is from RefSeq and is a predicted model, not a curated record. Lineage: Eukaryota; Viridiplantae; Streptophyta; Magnoliopsida; Zingiberales; Zingiberaceae.
AUGACUAUAAUUAUGAGAUUUGUUGAUGUCCAUGGCUUUUUAUGGGAGCGUUUUUUUUUUCAAAUUGUGCAUGUUCAUGACACCAUAGCUGCAACGCUUAAGAAAAAAAUAUGUGUUGUCCUCAUUAGAUAUAAUCUAGAAAUACAUAAUAUGCAAGGUCAAGGGUAUGAUGGUGCUAGCAAUAUGUCUGGUUCUUUUAAUGGAUUGCAAGCUUUAUUUCUUAAAGAUUGCCCCUAUGCAUAUUAUGUGCAUUGUUUUGCCCACCGACUCCAACUAGCGUUAGUUGCAGCCACUGAAAAUGAGAUCUCUAUAUGGCUUUUCUUUUUGAAUAUGACGACUAUUGUUAAUCUUGUUACAUCUGCUGCCAAACGCAAUGCCGAUAUACAAUCUGCUCAAGUUAAUGAAAUUGCACAUUCUGUUGUUGCUGGUGAACGUGAGACUGGGCGAGGAGCUAAUCAGAUUGAUACUUUGCAUCGAGCAGGAACUACUCGUUGGAUCUCCCAUUUUGAAUCUAUUUGUGACUUAAUAGAUAAGUAUAAUGCAACUAUUAAUGUGCUUAAAAACAUUGUCACUGAUGGUUCCUCUACUUCGAUGCGUGGGGAAGCUGGCGGUUCCUUAAAAGUGAUGAAGUCUUUUGAUUUCAUUUUUAUUUUACAUUUGAUGCAUAAAAUUAUGGGGAUCACAGAUUUACUUUGUCGUGCCUUGCAACAAAAAUAUCUUGAUAUCAUAAAUGAAAUGGAUUUGGUCUCUACAACUAAAGCACUUCUUCUGACAUUGAGAAAUGAUGGUUUUGAUAUUCUUCUUUCAUAUGUCAAAUCAUUUUGCACAAGAUUAGAUAUUGAUAUACCAGACAUGAGUGCUCAUUAUAAGCAUUCUAGUCGUUCAUGUCGACAAAGGGAUACCAUCACAUUUAAGCAUCACUUUCAUUACGAUAUAUUUAAUAUUCCAAUAGAUUUUCAAUUGGAAGAGUUAAAUUCUAGAUUCGGUGAUAAGAUAGUAGAACUUCUUAUGCUUAGCUCUGCCUUAGAUCCAAAAGAUAAUUUUAAUUGGUUCAACAUUGAUAAGAUUUGUACUCUUGUCGAGAAGUAUUAUCCUAAGGACUUCACUGAAUAG